CUCCCUUAAAGCUAAGAAACUUUCAGAUCUUGCAACCUUUCUUCUCCCCUGCUACCGGUUUCAGCUUGGUGAGGGUGGGGAUUUUUUGGUUUUCUGCCCCAUGAGGUUCCCCUUCAACUUCCGUCGACUGCCAAGCUCGCCACACCCAGUUUGCUGGCCGAAAAUUCGGGAAUUUGGUUAAUUAGGCUGUUGUGAUUUUUGGAGAGAAACCCCGUGAGAUUAGCUAUUGUUUUGACAAUUUUGGAAGUUGCAGUUACUGUUCACGGGCACUGUUCACGCACUAAUGGCCAACAAUAGGAGGGUUUAAAUGUGUAGUUAUAUUGAGAAUAAAAUUGACAUAUUAGGUCAUAUGGUUGAAUUUCGUGUGAAGCUCAUUGUGUACCCGCUAGUGGGAGGUUUAUAAACGCUAACACAUGUCGACAUGUUAUUGAUAGAACCGAUUCGUUCAAGUGACCCUGCUAGUGGGGGUUAUACACCAGCAAAUAGUGUAGCUUGUCAGUGGGAGGCUAUCCAUAUUUAUUUACUGAGUGAUCUCAUAGUUUUUCCUUGUCUACCAUUACAAGAAGCGAAGUCAAGGACAGGGAAAAACGAGGGGAGUGACGAGUUAGAAGGCUAGCCAUCUUGUAAAUUGAGCAUAGAUUUAGAUAUAAAUCAUGAUCUUCUAA
Molecule: messenger RNA, 665 nt
Organism: Rubroshorea leprosula
Lineage: Eukaryota; Viridiplantae; Streptophyta; Magnoliopsida; Malvales; Dipterocarpaceae
Source: the annotation of a GenBank genome assembly